AUGCGCGCGGCCUCGGUGAACGUUGACCCCAGGCGUUUGGCAUUCGACACGGCGGCUUCUACUCCUGCAAAACGGGUCAGUCCGGGUGAUAGAGCCAGCGACGAGGAAGCCGAGGAGAAUCCAACCAAACGCGCUCGGGCGGGAGCAAAUACGGCCACGAUCUCCGAGCUUCUUCUCCGUAUGGAUAACCUCGAAAGGCAAUCGAAGAAUGACCGUCUUAUCGUCACGGCGCUACGCAAGGAGGUUAGCGACCAGAAGGCUGAGCUGCACAAGAAGGACGUGACAAUCUCUGCGCUGUCGGCGAGACUCGAUAAGAAUGCUGCUUCUCUGGAUGCUAUCUUAGCCCGUAUCUCGACUCUGGAACAGAACAGCGUCACGGUGACAGGCCGCAGAAAGAAGGGUCGUAACAAUGUUCUCGCCAGCAUCAUGCGCCGUGCCAUGUACGAUCUCAUGCAAAUCUCUGCGAACAGCAAGCUUCCAGAACCACUCGAAGGUGAUCAGGAGUUCUGGCUGCUUCUAAACGAGGGAGAAGAAGAUCCCACCAAGCACGUCUUCGUCUUGCGCCCCAAGUUCAACCUCUUCGUUGACGGAAACAAAAUCUGGUUCAAUACCCUCCUGAAACAUAUUCGUUCACAAGGUCACCGGUGGAUCCCGGCCCCUCUCACACCGGCAUACCUUGAGGCUAUCUCGGACACCGACAUCACAAACCGCAUCGCAGACCCGCUCUUCAAGAACAUGCGGAAGAGGUAUCAGCGUGGCCUGCUCGCCGCAGACGAACAAGAGGAUCUCGCCGAAAUGGAGAAGACCGCGACCCGUAAACGCGAAGUGAGCCUAUUACCGAACGGGAGCCUGCCUAGGAUGGAAAGUGCUGAUCUCAAUGACGGCGGAUCGGGAUGCUAG
Peniophora sp. CBMAI 1063 is the source of this 900-nucleotide messenger RNA. The record is from the annotation of a GenBank genome assembly. NCBI's taxonomy places the organism in Eukaryota, Fungi, Basidiomycota, Agaricomycetes, Russulales, Peniophoraceae.